This is a messenger RNA of Daucus carota subsp. sativus, 1456 nucleotides long. RefSeq lists its product as uncharacterized. The record is from RefSeq and is a predicted model, not a curated record. NCBI's taxonomy places the organism in Eukaryota, Viridiplantae, Streptophyta, Magnoliopsida, Apiales, Apiaceae. The transcript has 4 exons. Bases 61 to 873 code for a protein of 270 amino acids.
GGAACAUAUCGAAUCUCAUCAUCAUCAGAUUCAUCGUAAAAUUGUCGCCUGCUCUCCUCCAUGUUACUCUACACAUCAAAACCCUCCUUCUUCUCAUCUUCUCCCUCCCAAUUUCCCACAUCAAAGCCCACAAAUUCAACCAAAUUACACCAAUUUUCAUCGUUCUCUCGAAAACCCCAUUUCAAAUCUCCCAAAUUCAUCUCAAAUUCUUCAACUACAGAUGAUUCUGUCACUUCUAUUCAAGAAAAUGAUGAAGAUGAGCCGGGGAUGCAACCCGACCCGGAUGAGGAGGAAUGGGUCGGGUCGGAUGAAGGGGUGGAAAUAGAGAUAGAGAAGAUUGGGAAGAACAAAAGGAGGAUUCGAGCUAAGAUUCAAGUGGAGGCUAGUCUACAACAUGUUUGGGAUGUGUUGACUGAUUAUGAGAAACUCUCUGAUAUUGUACCUGGUCUUGCUGUUAAUCAGCUUCUCGAAAAACGUGAUAAAUUUGCCCGCCUUUUUCAGAUAGGAGAGCAGAAUCUUGCCUUUGGAAUAAAAUUUAAUGCCAAAGGAAUUGUCGACUGCUUUGAGAAUGAUUUAGAGAGCUUGCCAUCUGGACAAAGACGGGAUAUUGAAUUUAAUAUGAUCGAAGGUGACUUUAAACUCUUUCAAGGAAAAUGGUCUAUAGAACAGAAUACCAUAAAACGUGACCAAUUUAAUUCGUUGCCCAACCAAGAAUUUCAAACAACACUUUCCUAUGUUGUUGAUGUGGAGCCAAAAAUGUGGUUACCUGUUCGACUUGUGGAAGGCAGACUCUGCAGAGAGAUUAGUAUCAACCUUUCAUCCAUUGGUAAAGAAGCACAAAGAGCAUAUGCCAACACUCUUUCCAUGCUGUAAUUGGUGUCCUUUCCCCCCCUCUAAUACUUCUUUUCAAGUUUUCAGGCUGUUUCUGCCUGAUGAAAUGCAGAGGAGUUCUAUGGUGAUGGUGUUUUUAGCUGAAAUGCAAUGGGGACAGGAGUUUGUUAGAGAGUUUUUGAAACACAACGAGGGUGUUGGCCUGCUUGUCACAUAUAUGGAGAAAAUGGCCUUAUAUACUGAGUGUUGGAGAAAAUGGCUGUUAGCUAUCACUUUGCAAUCCAAAUGCUAAAUUGUUUAGCGUUGAUCCCACUUUUCCUUAACGCUACACGAUCGAGUGUUUUGAAAUCCUAAACGAUACUUCAUGUAGUGUUUUACUUCUAAAACGCAAGAUCAUCUUACGUUUUGUAGGGUUUUUUUGACUAAAACGUGACACGUUCUAACACUUUUGUCUAAAUAUCAAAACGCUGGAUUAUCCGGCGUUAAUAAAUGAUCGGACGAUUUCCCUCAACUCUGUUAAACAUUACCUGUUGGUUUUGUGACCCGGCGUUUGGGGUCUUUUAUUUUAUCAGACUCAGGAGUGUAGCUUUUCAUUUAUUUAAUUGAAGUAAAGCACGUAAACAGC